UUCCGGUGCCUCGUUGCCGUGGUGACUGCGUGACGGCUCCUCGGGGGACGCGGCGCCUUUAAGGGGCGGGGCUCCCGGCCGCGGUGCAUUGUGGGGCGGCGGCGCGGCCUAGCUGUGUUACAGGGGGAAGUAAAAUGGCGUCUGGGACAGCGGUAAACGCAGCUCCUUCGGGAGGGCCGGGCGACGUGAGCAUGGAGGAGCCGAAGAAGAUGACGAGGGAGGACUGGAGGAAAAAGAAGGAAUUGGAGGAGCAGAGGAAACUGGGGAACGCGCCUGCGGAAGUGGAUGAGGAAGGAAAAGAUAUCAAUCCUCACAUCCCUCAGUACAUAUCUUCAGUCCCGUGGUACAUCGAUCCUUCCAAAAGACCAACGCUGAAGCAUCAGAGGCCUCAGCCAGAGAAGCAGAAGCAGUACAGCUCCUCGGGAGACUGGUACAAACGGGGAGUGAAAGAGCACUCUAUAGCUACCAGAUACCGCAAGGGAGCUUGUGAGAACUGUGGUGCACUGACACACAAAAAGAAGGACUGCAUGGAGAGACCCAGGAAAGUUGGAGCAAAGUACACAGGCAUGAAUAUUGCACCAGAUGAACACGUGCAGCCUCAGCUGAUGUUUGAUUACGAUGGAAAGCGAGAUCGCUGGAAUGGUUAUAACCCAGAAGAGCACAUGAAGAUUGUGGAGGAAUAUGCCAAGGUUGACUUGGCCAAGCGCACGCUGAAAGCCCAGAAGCUUCAGGAGGAGUUAGCAUCAGGAAAGCUGGAACAAGUGAACUCCCCAAGACACCAGUGGGGAGAAGAGGAACCAAAUUCACAGACAGAAAGAGAUCAUAACAGUGAAGAUGAAGAUGAAGAUAAAUAUGCAGAUGACAUUGAUAUGCCUGGGCAGAACUUUGACUCUAAAAGACGAAUCACAGUUCGGAAUUUACGUAUUCGGGAAGAUAUUGCAAAAUACCUGAGGAAUUUAGAUCCAAACUCUGCUUAUUAUGACCCCAAAACGAGAGCAAUGAGGGAGAAUCCAUAUGCCAAUACAGGCAAGAAUCCAGAUGAGGUUGGUUAUGCAGGUGACAACUUUGUUCGUUACACUGGAGAUACCAUUUCAAUGGCGCAGACUCAGUUGUUUGCUUGGGAGGCUUACGACAAAGGCUCUGAAGUUCAUCUUCAAGCAGACCCUACAAAACUAGAGCUGCUCUAUAAAUCCUUCAAAGUGAAAAAAGAAGACUUCAAGGCACAGCAGAAAGAAAGCAUUCUAGAGAAGUAUGGAGGACAAGAACAUCUAGAUGCCCCACCAGCUGAGUUGCUGUUAGCUCAAACAGAAGAUUAUGUAGAGUAUUCUAGGCAUGGAACAGUGAUCAAAGGACAAGAGAAAGCUAUUGCUUGCUCUAAAUAUGAGGAAGAUGUGAAGAUUAACAACCAUACAUGCAUUUGGGGUUCAUACUGGAAGGAAGGCAAGUGGGGUUACAAGUGCUGCCACUCAUUUGUCAAGUUCUCAUACUGUACAGGAGAAGCUGGGAAAGAAAUUGCUAAUGCUGAAGCAAACUUACUAGAGGAGCAACCCAGGGAGGAGGAGCAUGUGACCAAACCCAAAACACUGAUGGAGAUCCACCAAGAAAAACAGAAGGAGAAGAAAAAGAAGAAACACAAGAAGAGCUCAAAUUCAGACAGUGAGGGUGAAGAGAAAAAGAAGCAAGAAAAACUUAAAAAGGCAUUAAAUGCAGAAGAGGCUCGUCUCCUGCAAGUUAAAGAAAUUAUGCAGUUAGAUGAGAGGAAGAGACCAUACAACAGCGUGUAUGAGACCAGGGAGCCAACAGAAGAGGAAAUGGAAGCCUAUAGAAUGAAACGUCAGAGACCUGAUGAUCCCAUGGCCUCUUUUCUUGGACAGUAGCUGAAGUCAUUUCAAUACCCAAGACUUUUUUCUUCUUUUCUAUGCUUGUUUACGAGUCCAUAGACAGUUCCCUUCUAUGCAGCUCAGAAAUGCCAGACAUGGCAGAGAUCCGUGUACCACAGAGGCUGGUGAGAAAGUCUUUCGGUAGACUUGAGCAGUCUAGUACUUAAAACAAUGUUAUGUUUGUAUGUAUAUAUACAGUCACAAAUAUAUAUGUACAUAAGUGUAUAAAUGCAUUUUAAAAACA
This is a messenger RNA of Lagopus muta (rock ptarmigan), 2124 nucleotides long. It is a transcript of the gene SLU7, whose product is annotated as SLU7 homolog, splicing factor. The transcript is spliced from 16 exons. NCBI's taxonomy places the organism in Eukaryota, Metazoa, Chordata, Aves, Galliformes, Phasianidae. The record is from RefSeq and is a predicted model, not a curated record. Gene Ontology annotation, biological process: mRNA splicing, via spliceosome. Gene Ontology annotation, molecular function: pre-mRNA 3'-splice site binding. The coding region runs from base 135 to 1877 and encodes 580 amino acids. Gene Ontology annotation, cellular component: spliceosomal complex.